Molecule: messenger RNA, 1296 nt
Organism: Daktulosphaira vitifoliae (grape phylloxera)
Lineage: Eukaryota; Metazoa; Arthropoda; Insecta; Hemiptera; Phylloxeridae
Exons: 4
Coding region: 1-1296 (431 amino acids)
Molecular function (GO): nucleic acid binding
Source: RefSeq, a predicted model, not a curated record
AUGUGGUCAACCAUUAAGGAAUCUUUUGAAAAAUUUCAACAACUAUUAGAAGAAGAUGCAGAAAACAAUGAAGAAGAAGAACUAGGUAUACCUUCAUUAGAACUAUGCAGUGCAUUAUUAUUAUCACAGUUAGUAAAUUCAGUUGCAUCAGCAUUAAGGAUAAAACCAAAAAACAUAUUUUUAUGGUCUGAUUCUAUGAUAAAAUUAACUUGGAUUUCAGCUAGCCAAAUAAGUGGAAGCAGUGUUGCCAACAGGGUCCGUGAAAUACAAAGAUUAACUUAUACUGCUCGGUGGAAUCAUAUAAAAUUUGAAGACAAUUCAGUAGAAUUAAUUUCAAGAGGAGUUCAGCCAUCAAAAUUAAAAGAAGCAACUCUAUGGUGGUCAGGUUCAACGUGGUUAAGGUUUUCUAGUGAAAAUUGGCCAUUGACCACAAGAGUUGUACUAGAAAUUAUACCUGAAGAGCGAACUAUGAAAACAAAGUCAUUUGUAGCAUCAAACAUUCAAUUCCAAAAUUAUUCUUUAUGGUAUCGAUUCACUGGAACAACUGCAUACAUAUUCAGAUUCAGUUACAACAUUAAAACAAGAUCCAAAGGAAAGGAAAAAAGAAGUGGUAAUCUAACUACUGAAGAAAUUCAACAAGCAACAAUAUAUUGGUAUCAAGAAGGAGUACUUAGAAUUGGUGGUCGAUUACGACAUUCAUCGCGUUCUUAUGACAAGAAACAUCCAAUACUAUUUCCUAAACAACAUCACAUUACUAAACUUAUUGCCAAAUAUUUACACAUUUCAAAUUUGCAUAUAGAUCCUCAAGCUCUUUUAACAAUCACGCGACAGAGGUACUGGCCAUUAAGUGGGAAAAACUUAUGCAAAAAAAUAGUACACUCAUGCAUUGUAUGUUUUAAAGCAAAACCUAACUUCCAAUCUCCUCUUAUGAGUCAGCUAUCUAGUGCAAGAAUAACUCCCUCGAGGUCAUUUAAUAAUACUGGCAUAGACUUUUGUGGUCCAGUCUACAUUAGACAAUCAACAAACAAACGAACAUGUAAGGUAAAGACAUACAUAGUUGUUUUUGUAUGCAUGGCUGUCAAGGCAGUUCACUUGAAUCUUGUAAGUGAUCUUAGUACAAAUGCAUUCACUGCAGCACUCAAACGGUUCAUAGCCAGAAGGGGUCAUCAAAAACAAGGUGAACCUUGGUCAAAUGUGUCUACCAGAUCCUAUCAAGUGACAUUUCAUCCCUCCAAAUGUCCAUCAUAUAGGUGGCUUUUGGGAGGCAUGUGUGAAAUCGUCUUCAAAGAACCAUGA